UUAAGGUAUUUCAUUCGAGCAAGAUUUCAUAAUUUUACGAAAACAAGUUUCUCAAAUUUAACUUUUCAGAUUUUUUUUCUGAUAGAUUUAAUUAUGUGACGGCUUAAUUUACAGCUUUAUACUGAAUCCAUGAUAUGCUUCCGGCAAGAAACUCACAUCGAAAAUUUAUUAUUUGAAGCGUUAGAUGAAUCACAUCAUCUGAUUCGUAGAAUAAUCCCCACUUCCUCAAGUUCCUUGAAAAUAAUCUUCGAAUGUUAAAAACAACCCGCAAAAUUCAGAAUUAAUGCGAUAUUUAUUAUUAUAUUUAUAUUUUGCCUUGAAUUGCUUUUUACAAAUUUUUACAGUACAAAUUCAUUAGUCACUGAACAUGGCUAAUGUUUAGCGGUGGUAUUUUCACGAUGGGUUCGAAUGGAAAGUUAUUCGAUAUUUAUGUCACAGAACGUGCACGGAAAUCUUUUGUUGAAUGGAAACGGAUAGAAUUAACGCUAGUUAAAGUUAUUAAUUUUUCAAAUCAUUCAAAAGACGUAAUCCAGGAAGAACAUUAAUUGAAAUCAAUCGUUUAGUAAAAUUUUAAAACAACAUGAUAUAAACUGUUCACUUUGAGAACGCGUUCAAAAUUAAUCGAUAAAGUAAUUUUGGUUCUGUGGUCCGGUGAUUUCCACACGAGUAUUAAAUUUACUCCUUGAAGAGAUAGUUCCAUCUGAGUGUGUAGAAAAGACGAAACAAUUUGUGAUUAUCGAUAUCUUUUUGGGAUCGGUUUUUAAAGUUAUUGCUAAUAUCAGCGCAAAUAAGUGAUAUUUAUUGACUGUCUACGAUAGCUGAGGAUUCAUUUAGGCGCUAGGAGAAGAAAGAAAGAUUCAAAAGCGUAAAAACAUCGAGAGCUUACGUCAACAGUGUCGCUGCUGAAAGUUCCCAUAACAGUAGGAUAUACAGUUAGCAGACGAACGGGGGCGUAGUCUCUCUCACACGGAUCGGAUUGCGGAAUUCGGUCCCAUACGACGACGAGGCAAUCGUGGCACACGUACAAUUCCGGGGGACAAUGGAUCACCAUCACAAUUCGGACUUCCAUCGCAGCUCGAAUUCCCUUGAUUCCGAUUCCAAAUCCAGCUCGCUCAACUCCAAACACGGAAUGGACACCAUUGUGGCAAACGAAUCAUCUUUCACCUAUCUGUCCGGUGAGAACAUGCAGGACAUCAAGAACGACGUCUCGUAUAUCUGCCCGUACAGUGGUCCGGUAGUUGGAACACUGACCAUCACCAACUACCGGCUGCAUUUUCGAUCUCAGCCGUCUAGCGACAAGGAUCCGGUCGUUAUUGUAGACUGCCCGUUGGGGGCCGUAAGUCGAAUCGAAAAGGUCGGAGGAGCCAGCUCCCGGGGAGAGAAUUCCUACGGCAUUGAUAUUUUCUGUAAGGACAUGCGUAACCUUCGGUUCGCCCAUAAGCAGGAAAAUCACUCGCGGAGGACCGUUUUCGAGAAGCUGCAGUCAUACGCAUUUCCACUUGCAAGCGGUAAUCAACUUUUUGCAUUUAACUACAAGGAAAAGUUCACCGAAGACGGAUGGAGUGUGUACGAACCUGUGGCCGAACUCCGACGCAUGGGAGUUAACAGUGCCAACAAUGACACUUGGCGCAUCACUCGGAUCAACGAAAAGUACGAAAUAUGCGACAGCUACCCAUCGGUUUGGGCUGUCCCGAAGUCAGCUAAAGACGACCUGAUCAAGCAAGUAGCCAACUUUCGGUCCCGUAACCGUCUUCCGGUUCUAUGCUGGAUCCAUCCGAAGUCGCUGGCCACCAUAACCCGUUGCUCGCAGCCCCUUGUCGGAGUCAGUGGCAAACGGAACGAUGCCGAUGAAACAUUCAUCAACUGCAUAAUGGAGGCAAACGCACAGUCCGAUAAGUUGUCCAUUUUUGACGCUCGGCCCAAUGCAAAUGCUAUUGCAAACAAGGCCAAGGGUGGCGGUUACGAAUCGGAAGACGCUUACAAAAAUGUCGAGCUGACAUUCUUGGACAUCCAUAACAUUCACGUAAUGCGAGAAAGUUUGCGGAAGCUGAAGGAAAUUUGUUUUCCGGCCAGCGACGAUCAGAAGUGGCUGUCUGCAGUCGAGAGCACCCUCUGGUUAAAACACAUCAAGUGCAUUCUGGCCGGGGCAGUGAGGAUUGUGGAUCGGAUAGAAAACAUGCGAAUGUCGGUGGUAGUACACUGUUCCGAUGGAUGGGAUCGUACCUCGCAGCUAACAGCCCUAGCAAUGUUGCUACUGGAUCCAUACUAUCGCACACUGAAAGGUUUUCAGGUCCUGAUCGAGAAAGAGUGGCUAAGCUUCGGACACAAAUUUGCACAGCGUAUUGGCCACGGAGACAACCAUCACUCUGAUGCGGAUCGAUCGCCGGUAUUUUUGCAGUUCAUCGACUGCGUGUGGCAGAUCACCAAACAGUACCCGCAUGCCCUAGAAUUCAAUGAGUAUUUCCUGAUCACCAUCUUGGACCAUCUUUACUCCUGUCGGUUCGGAACGUUCCUGUUCAAUACGGAGCGAGAACGUGUUGACAAAGACCUGAAAAACAAAACCGUCUCGCUGUGGUCGUUCAUAAACUCGACCCACGAACAGUACCGGAACCCACUGUACGGUGGCCGGAACAGCGCUAUUCAGACAGUUCUGAAACCGGUGGUCAGCAUGCGUCACAUUCGCCUCUGGAAGGGCCUAUACUGUCGCUGGAAUCCGAGUAUGCGUGCUCAGGAUCCCGUUUAUCAACGCACCCGGGAACUGUUGGCAUUGCAAGAGCAGCUGAUGAAGCAGGUCGAAGAUUGUCGGUUGGAAAAGACGGGAAAUCAGCAACAGGGCAACCGGACUCAUCUGCAACAGAACCGGCUGACAUCUCCGUUACACUAAAAGAUGAUGAUCAAUUUGUUUUCCUAAACUAUCUACACAUUUAUUAGCAUUGAAAGUAGCGUGAAUGAUGUGUGAACAAGCGAGGCCGAUAUUAUUUGUUGACCGCAUUCUUCGGAGUGAAUUUGUUAGAAACUGAUAGCUCAGAACAAAGUAUUUUCUUUAUUAUGCUAGAGAUUUAGUCUGAGUUGAGGUAAAAGAGUUUUCGGAAAACUAAUCAACUCACUACUAGUUGGAGUGCAUGAGAAUCCCAAGUACGUGGGUGUGUGAUUGCGUUUAGCCCUUAGCCCUUAGAUUUGAAUUACCGAUAAGUGAGAAACUUUUGUAAAACAACCCUUCUGAAGGUUUAAACAAGUAUAUAAUCACAAAUACCUAGACCAAUGUUAAUUUUCCACCCCAGAUUAUUCUCUCUGGCCUCAAUUCGUUGCAUGCUACCUCUCAAAACCUUUCAGUAUAUGUACCUAUUUUCCUAUGGCUGGGUAGCAUACGGCUUUGUUUAACGUGCUUCCUUAUUAUCAUAUUAGAAGAAGAUGCCUCUCUGACACAAAAAUACCAUCGCACACACGCAAAUCCUAUUAAGAGCAGUUGAGAUAGUGAUUAGGGGUUUGAUAAUCAGGGGCUCUGAAUUGGAAACUGUUUCUAACAGAUCAGCCUUGCCCUUUGAAACAUUUAGCCUUCCAUGCGUGGGGCGACAGAGGCACAUUUAAUGUAUGCAUUAUCUUUUACAUUUCCCCACCCACGCCGGCUGCCGAAGAGUUUCCUCAAAAAAAGGAUUAAAUAACCAACAAGAGCACACGUUUCGACACACACACACAAAAGCAACAAGUGAAUUUGUAUUAUCGAACCCAAAAGAAUAAAUAUGUUUUAAGCUAAA
Uranotaenia lowii is the source of this 3755-nucleotide messenger RNA. RefSeq names its product myotubularin-related protein 2-like. Gene Ontology annotation, biological process: dephosphorylation. Lineage: Eukaryota; Metazoa; Arthropoda; Insecta; Diptera; Culicidae. The record is from RefSeq and is a predicted model, not a curated record. Bases 1040 to 2884 code for a protein of 614 amino acids. The transcript is spliced from 5 exons. Gene Ontology annotation, molecular function: phosphatidylinositol-3,5-bisphosphate 3-phosphatase activity.